AUGCGCCAAACACUUCGCCGGUCCUGUGCUGCAUGUGCCAAAUCUAAACUGAGCUGCGACCUGCGUACCCCACGCUGCUCUCGCUGCACCAAGCGCGACGCCCAGUGCGUCUAUGCGAACGAGCCGUGGACCCCCGCUGCUCCCGCUGCUCCAGAAAGCAGACCAGCAAAGGCAGCACACGGACUCGUAACUCUAACAGACUACCGACUCAAUACCCUUGAUCCUUUCGAAUCGUACCCGCCGACGAAACUGCCCCGGAAUCACGUUCAACGUCUCAUCCAUAUCUUUAUCCACAAGAUUGCGUUCGAAUAUUAUCCUCUCGACCUGAACCCAACGUCCAAUCCCUUCCUCGUCUCAUGGUGGCCACUUGCUUUGGGCGACCCGGCACUGUUUCACGUCUCCCUCCAGACAGCAUGUCUUGAUGAAGAGCUGUCAGCCCAGAGGGGCUUUCAGACUUCAGAGCUUCUUAUGGCAGACUCCCUGGCGUUGCUGAGACGAAGGUUUGACGACUUGUCACUGGCCAUGCAGGACGUGACGAUGAACUCGAUCAUCACCUUGGCAGCUAUUGAAUUUGGCAAGGGCAAUAUCCGCGUCAGCGAGAUGCAUGUCGAUGGUGCCAAAAGACUGGUAAAUCUGAGGGGUGGGAUCAAUUCAGUGAGGCACACUAGCCCUUUGACGGCGAGGAUGGUCGGUUGGGUAUCGCUACUCAUCAAGGGUCAUCCUCAAUUUGAGACCCAGGAUGAUGUCGGAAUUGGAGACGGCAUACCUCCCAUUCCAGAAUGGCAGUUGGACAUGACAGCCCUGCCCGCCAGAAUAUCAGAGCUUAGCAGCCUGCAUGUCGACGAUUCAGUCUGGAAUGUGUUCAUCCGCCUCCUCAGCACAUUCCAACGGGUGCAAUACACACCUUUCCCGCCCGCACGACUCCAUGAUCUCACAUGCUUUGUUAUCCAUCGACUUUUGUCCUCGGCUCCGGACAUGUCAAGCCCUCAGUCUUCACCUGUUACUGAAUGCAUUCGUUACGCAAUCAUACUCUACAUGUUCACCAUCCAGGGGCCGACGUAUUACUCGCAUGCAGUCAUAUUGAGCAUGAUGGUCGGCCGAUUUAUGGAGCAUCUCAUAAGACUCUACUCGACACCGCACGUGCCUGGUUCGCUUGAUUUAUGGCUGUUUUCGAAUGGCUUAGUCGCCUCGAGUGGCACGCCUCUCUACCGGUGGUUCAUGGAAAGAGCACGGGCUCUGGCCGCUGAAUUGCAAAUGUCAAGCUGGGAUGAUGUUCUUAUCCGUAUCAAAUGCAUCCUGUGGUUGGAGACAGCACGCGCUGAAGGUAUUUUUCGGCUUCACUGGGACGCUAUCCUGGAUGACGCAAUAGAUCAAGGCAAGCGGUAUAUACCCUGUGUCCUAGCGGGCAGCACCGACGCAGGACUAGAAUGGAAAGCUAUUCUAUCUCCCAAACAGUUACCUGACAUCCAAGAUGCACUAAGUACCGAUGAACGGUGA
Molecule: messenger RNA, 1497 nt
Organism: Aspergillus pseudoviridinutans
Lineage: Eukaryota; Fungi; Ascomycota; Eurotiomycetes; Eurotiales; Aspergillaceae
Product: Zn(II)2Cys6 transcription factor
Exons: 4
Coding region: 1-1497 (498 amino acids)
Biological process (GO): regulation of DNA-templated transcription
Molecular function (GO): zinc ion binding; DNA-binding transcription factor activity, RNA polymerase II-specific
Source: RefSeq, a predicted model, not a curated record